This is a messenger RNA of Panonychus citri (citrus red mite), 1244 nucleotides long. RefSeq lists its product as uncharacterized. The record is from RefSeq and is a predicted model, not a curated record. Bases 324 to 1118 code for a protein of 264 amino acids. Lineage: Eukaryota; Metazoa; Arthropoda; Arachnida; Trombidiformes; Tetranychidae. The transcript has a single exon.
AUUGAUUAUGGUUCCUUGCAAUCAAUAGAUUAAUCUAGUAAAUUAACUGAUUUUCUCAUUUAAUCCAAUAAACAGCAAAAAGAAUCUUAAAAAUCUGUGAAAGGGUCAAUUGUCUUCAAACCUUCAGGUCGUGACUUAUGGUGAUCAUCUUGUUAAGAGCUACUCAAAAAGCUUCUCCAUUAGAUUAAUCCUUUGGCUCCAUUCAACGAUUGAAAGUUGAAGAUAAAAGGCCAAAAUUUUCAUCGAGUAUAUUAGUUUCUUUCUUAUUUCUGUUUAAAGUUCAUUCUAAAGUCUGACCUCUAAAUCUUAUUUUCUAUUCCAAAAUGUUUGGUGGUGAUUCUUUUCAGUUUUACAAUCAAUCGGCUAACGAGAAUGUCGAUCUCAAUAAUCUGAAUAUUGAAAGACUCAUUACGGUCGAUGAUUCCCCCGAAAAACAACCGCAACAACCGCAACAACAGCUUCAACCGUCUCAACAACCACAACCUCAACCUCAACCUCAACCUCAACCACCACUACUGCCACAAGGAGCAGGAGCGAUCGCACCACCGAUGCAGCCACCGCUUCACCCGCAAUUCCAACAGCCUGCAUAUCAACAAGCGCAGUUCCAACAAGCGAUUUACCAACCUGCUCCAUUUCAACCUUCACAGUAUCAACAAAGACCAACUUACUCUCAUCCAAUGUACCAUCAGCCGUCACCUUGUCAACAGAUAUCUUACCAACAGCCAACGUAUUCGCGGCCGAUGUUCAGUCCACACUCGUUUCGACCACAGACUUACCCUGAUCCUGCCAUUAGACAACCAAUGUACCAACCGCAAAGUCUUCACUCUCACAGGUUCCAUUUGCCUUGUCAACCACCACCACCAGCGCGGUCAGUUUAUCAACCCAACUGUCAGCAUCCUUUUUAUCCGUCGUUGCAGCCCAAUUACCGCUCAUCCUUCAUGCCGAUUCCAAUAUGUGAUCCAAGCGUUUCAUCAACCUCACAUCCACAAAAUUUAACUUACGAACAGUUCAAUAGGCUACGAGGACCAUCAAACUUUAUCGGAAAUGAGAGAAACCGAAUGAUGUCGGCGGCCAAUCCGCAGGCCAAGAAAAUUCGUCCAAACGAAUUUGAAAACUAAAAAAAUGAACCAAUUUAAUCUAAACCUGUCUAACUAAGAAGCCAGACGAGGAUCUUCCUUGAAUUGAUUAUUUCAAUUAUAAUUAUAAUUAUCAUUCCAAUUGAAUAAACUUAUUUCUCAUUUUAA